Messenger RNA from Drosophila rhopaloa, 1430 nucleotides. It is a transcript of the gene Rpt6, whose product is annotated as 26S proteasome regulatory subunit 8. Gene Ontology annotation, cellular component: proteasome regulatory particle, base subcomplex. Lineage: Eukaryota; Metazoa; Arthropoda; Insecta; Diptera; Drosophilidae. The coding region runs from base 149 to 1366 and encodes 405 amino acids. Gene Ontology annotation, biological process: proteasome-mediated ubiquitin-dependent protein catabolic process. The transcript has 3 exons. The record is from RefSeq and is a predicted model, not a curated record. Gene Ontology annotation, molecular function: ATP binding; proteasome-activating activity; ATP hydrolysis activity.
UGCUGUCAGCGCGGUCACACUGAAAUCAGGCAAAGAAUGCCGAGUCAUAAUUAAAGUAAAAAUAUAAAAUUAACUCGAGAAGUAUUCGUAUGGUGGCAGAAACAACACAAAUAAUAACGAAUUAAAACGCAACAAAACACACGAGAAAAUGACGGUAACGAAUCGGAUGGAAAUCGAGUCGGCCUACCAAAAAGGUGAGGGAUUCCGGUCUUACUACAUCCAGAAGAUCGAGGAACUGCAACUGAUUGUGGCCGAGAAGAGUCAGAAUUUGAGGCGUCUCCAGGCCCAGCGAAAUGAGCUCAAUGCCAAAGUUCGCAUGUUGCGGGAGGAGCUGCAGUUGCUCCAGGAACAGGGCAGCUACGUGGGCGAGGUUGUGAAGCCGAUGGAUAAGAAGAAGGUGCUGGUCAAAGUGCAUCCGGAGGGCAAAUUCGUCGUCGAUCUGGACAAGAACAUUGAUAUCAACGACGUAACCCCCAAUUGCCGUGUUGCCCUGCGCAACGAAAGCUAUACUCUCCAUAAGAUUCUGCCCAACAAAGUGGAUCCGCUGGUCUCACUGAUGAUGGUCGAAAAGGUUCCUGAUUCCACAUACGAAAUGGUUGGUGGCCUGGACAAGCAGAUUAAGGAAAUCAAGGAGGUUAUUGAGUUGCCCGUAAAACAUCCAGAGCUGUUUGAUGCCCUGGGUAUUGCCCAACCGAAGGGAGUGCUGCUCUACGGACCUCCGGGCACAGGAAAGACCCUACUGGCCAGGGCCGUUGCCCAUCACACCGAAUGCACCUUCAUCCGAGUGUCCGGCUCGGAGCUGGUCCAGAAAUUCAUCGGUGAGGGUUCGCGCAUGGUGCGAGAAUUGUUCGUCAUGGCCCGCGAGCAUGCGCCUUCUAUUAUCUUCAUGGACGAAAUCGAUUCAAUUGGUUCGUCGCGUAUUGAGUCUGGAUCCGGCGGCGAUUCCGAGGUGCAACGUACCAUGCUGGAGCUGCUCAACCAACUGGAUGGCUUCGAGGCCACCAAGAACAUCAAGGUGAUCAUGGCCACCAAUCGGAUUGACAUCCUUGAUCCCGCCCUGUUGCGUCCCGGCCGCAUUGAUCGCAAGAUCGAGUUCCCGCCACCAAACGAGGAGGCCCGUCUGGACAUCUUGAAGAUCCACUCCCGUAAGAUGAACCUUACGCGUGGCAUUAAUCUGCGGAAGAUCGCCGAACUGAUGCCAGGCGCAUCGGGUGCGGAGGUCAAAGGCGUCUGCACGGAGGCCGGCAUGUAUGCGCUGCGAGAGCGACGCGUGCAUGUCACCCAGGAGGACUUUGAGAUGGCCGUGGCCAAGGUGAUGCAGAAGGACUCGGAAAAGAACAUGUCUAUCAAGAAGCUGUGGAAGUAGACUACUCACAUGCGCACGCAAACCUUAUUUCAUUGUCAAUAAAUAUAUCAGUUAGUAACAUAAA